Messenger RNA from Anopheles nili, 537 nucleotides. RefSeq names its product dynein light chain Tctex-type protein 2B-like. Gene Ontology annotation, biological process: microtubule-based movement. Gene Ontology annotation, cellular component: cytoplasmic dynein complex; cytoplasm. The coding region runs from base 1 to 390 and encodes 129 amino acids. The transcript is spliced from 2 exons. The record is from RefSeq and is a predicted model, not a curated record. Lineage: Eukaryota; Metazoa; Arthropoda; Insecta; Diptera; Culicidae. Gene Ontology annotation, molecular function: dynein intermediate chain binding.
AUGAACCAAGUAGAACCGAUGGAUGUAUCACCGACGCCGGCAGCGUAUCAGAUGCGCCCGGAACUCGAUGAAACUUUUAAAUCGGAAAAGAUUCGUGAAAUCAUCAACACAGUAUUAACGGAAACGCUAACCGGUCAAUCAUACUCGGCUGGCGACGCAUCCCGUUGGACAAAAUUAAUGGCUGAUAAAAUAAGUGUUCAAGUCAAGGAUUUGGAUAUGAACCGAUACAAACAUGUUGUGCAAGUAUGGCUUGGACAACAGUUGGGUGCUGGAUGCAAAUGCGUUGCCCGAUGCCGUUGGGACACGGAAUGUGAUAACUAUGCAACGGCAGAAUUUAAAAACUCAACCAUCUUUUGCGUGGUGACAGUUUACGGUCUCUAUUUGUACUGAUGUAAAGUCGACAAUUAUGCAAAUCAAUUCUGAUACGUGUUCUAAACGCUACGUCACUUGCCCAAAUUCUUCAUAAUAUAGCGUUGUAUAAUUGCAUUUAAAAGUUCUAGUGAUUACGCUGUUGUAUUACAGCUGCAUACACUUAUA